Molecule: messenger RNA, 786 nt
Organism: Schistocerca cancellata (South American locust)
Lineage: Eukaryota; Metazoa; Arthropoda; Insecta; Orthoptera; Acrididae
Exons: 2
Coding region: 1-786 (261 amino acids)
Source: RefSeq, a predicted model, not a curated record
AUGGGAAAAACGCAAAUAUGGGAAAAACGCAAAUAUGGGAAAAACGCAAAAAUGGGAAAAACGCAAAAAUGGGAAAAAUGCAAAAAUGGGAAAUACGCAAAUAUGGGACAAACGCAAAUAUGGGACAAACGUAAAUAUGGGACAAACGCAAAUAUGGGAAAAACGCAAAUAACGGAAAAAAGCAAAUAUCGGAAAAACGCAAAUAUCGGAAAAAGGCAAAUAUCGGAAAAACGCAAAUAUCAGAAAAACGCAAAUAUUAAAAAAUCGCAAAAAUGGGAAAAAUGCAAAUAUGGAAAAAACGCAAAUAUGGGAAAAAUGCAAAUAUGGGAAAAACGCGAAUAUGGGAAAAACGCAAAUAUGGAAAAACGCAAAUAUGGCAAAAACGCAAAAUGGCAAAAACGCAAAUAUGGGAAAGACGCAAAUAUGGCUAAGACACAAAUUUGGCAAAGACGCAAAUAUGGCAAAGACACAAAUAUGGCAAAGACGCAAAUAUGGCAAAGACGCAAAUAUGGCAAAGACGCAAAUAUGGAAAAGAUGCAAAUUUGGGAAAGACGCAAAUAUGGGAAAAACGCAAAUAUGGAAAAAACGGAAAUAUGGGAAAAACGCAAAUAUGGAAAAACGCAAAUAUGGCAAAAACGCAAAUAUGGGAAAAACGCAAAUAUGGCAAAAACGCUAAUAUGGAAAAAACGCAAAAAUCAAAAACGGAAAUAUGACAAAAAUGGAAAUAUGAAAAAACGGAAAUUUCGCAAAAACGAAAAUAAGGCAAAAACGGAAAUAAGGCUAUAA